Messenger RNA from Galdieria sulphuraria, 1871 nucleotides. Its product is annotated as soluble calcium-activated nucleotidase 1. Gene Ontology annotation, molecular function: calcium ion binding; GDP phosphatase activity; UDP phosphatase activity. The coding region runs from base 108 to 1595 and encodes 495 amino acids. The transcript has a single exon. The record is from RefSeq and is a predicted model, not a curated record. Gene Ontology annotation, biological process: proteoglycan biosynthetic process. Lineage: Eukaryota; Rhodophyta; Bangiophyceae; Galdieriales; Galdieriaceae.
UUUGAUUGGCUUCUCAUUUGCAACGUGGAAUUUUUUUACAUUUUGGCUUGGCGUGGUUUGAAAUGUUGGCGCGCACGAACCAACGCUAAUGAAAGCUGCAGUGACUUAUGACUGAUAGACCUUUUAGGUUUAAUAGACGAGCAAGUUUACGGGGACGUUCACAGACACUUGGUUCUAGUGACCAUCUUACAGGAAACGGCAUCAACUCCCGCUCCUCUUCAAGAAACUCAUCUUAUCAAAACUUCUUUCCGCCAGAAGAUAUGAACGACUUGGAGGCAGGACGCUCCUCUUCUUUCAUUCAGAAUGGAAAUGGUACAGAAUACGAACAGACUUAUUCCUCCAAGUUCGGGCUGAAGCGCUUUCAACCCAAGUUAGGGUUCUUGUGGUGCUGGUUAUUCCUCAGAAGGACUUCAAGUGCACUUUCCAAUUGGAGUGUUUUUGUUUUCUUAAGAAAUGUCAGAGUCAUCCGUAUAGCCAUUGCAACUCUUGCUUGCUUGGUUGGAUUUUUGUUCAUCUUUUCUUUUGGGAUCCAGCUGGAGUUCCGUAAGGAAAAGAAUGGCGUCUAUUUUCAAUUGGAAUGGCGGGAUCUCAACGAGAACUUGGAAGAUUCUCUAGGACCAUGGAUUUUCGGGGUUGUUGCGGAUCUUGACAAAAAUUCAAGAGUGUCUAAAACCGAAUCUAACCAAACUGAUGUUUGGAAAAGUUAUUUCAAAAGGGGAAAACUUACUCGAAUGGAAGAGUCUAGUUAUGUAGUGGACUGGUUGGAUCGUGCCGAAGGUGUUGAGAUACUCACCAAGAUCAGUGAGGACGGAAGAGGAAUGGAGCUUUCGGAUCUAUGCCGCUUUCAGAACAGAACAUUAGCACCUGAUGAUCGCACCGGAAUUAUUUAUGAGAUAGUCAAUCCACUUGGCGGAAUCAAUGGAAUUACGGGUGCUCCUUAUGCUGCCACUCGAUAUGUCUUGCCCGAUGGAAAUGGAAACGAGGUAAAAGGUUUUAAAGGUGAAUGGAUGACAGUAAAGGAUGGCUUUCUUUAUGUUGGAAGUCAUGGAAGGGAACGAACAGAUGCUAAAAAUGGUACCCAUAUCGAGUCUUAUAACCCUAUGUGGAUAAAGAGAAUUGAUUCGAGAGGCAAUAUUGAACAUAUAGAUUGGUCAGAAAAUUACAAUGCUGUAAGGAAAGCGGUUGGAGCCAGUUUUCCAGGAUAUUUGGAGAAUGAAGCUGUACUUUGGAGUAGUCGAAGACGGAGUUGGAUAUUUCUUCCACGUCGAUGGUCAUUAGAACCAUAUGAUGACGAAAAGAAUGAGUUCAGAGGUUGGAAUAAGGUCAUUGUUUGUGAUGAAAGUUUUUCUAAUAUUCGAAUGGUAAACUUGGAUAUGGAACUUGAAGAAGAGAAGGGCUUUUCUAGUGCCAGAUUUGUUCCGGGGUCCAAGGAAACGUUGAUUUGUGCACUUCGAACGAUAGAGCAUGAGGAAAAGAAAGCUUAUGCAACAUAUAUGACCAUCUUUUCUAUUGAGUCUGGAAAUGUCGUUCUACCAGAUACUUUGAUUGGUAACCAAAAAUAUGAAGGUAUAGAAUUUUUGGCAGAAAGUCUGUGAAAUGUUUCUUGUAAGGAUAAGUUUGUGAUAUUGAAUAUCUUUUUAUACAAGAAGAACGAAUCAACAUUUACUACACACUCAACAUGUUGUAAUCAGAAGCAGUUGGGAUGAGAAAUAUUCUAUGCAACCUUUUCAAGUAUAUUUCAGUUCACAGAAAGCGCAUAUUCGAGUGUAAACACAAAUGAUAAUAAAGUAUCCAAUAACAGUUUAUUUUUACAAUGCAAAACAAAUAAAUGCAAAUAAAAAGACAACGUAAGAAUAUCCAGUUGAAACUUA